Molecule: messenger RNA, 2321 nt
Organism: Myzus persicae (green peach aphid)
Lineage: Eukaryota; Metazoa; Arthropoda; Insecta; Hemiptera; Aphididae
Gene: Ih
Product: potassium/sodium hyperpolarization-activated cyclic nucleotide-gated channel 2
Exons: 9
Coding region: 222-1925 (567 amino acids)
Biological process (GO): potassium ion transport; transmembrane transport
Cellular component (GO): membrane
Molecular function (GO): voltage-gated potassium channel activity
Source: RefSeq, a predicted model, not a curated record
GAACGGACAGCAGCAGUGUACUGCGAACGCGCGUGUCCGUUGCGCUUGUAACGUACUCGUAGUCGUGCGCGCUCGCCUCUCGUGCGUCGUUUUUGUGUAACGCGCUCGUCACAACAUCACCAAUUUUUCGUCACCGCCGUUGUAUCACAAACACAUCCAACACUGCGUCACCACGUUCACCAACCACCGUCACAGUGGCCACUACUGCAACCGGUGGCGGCAUGAGCGUCGCCGCAGCUUAUCCGGGUUUUCCGGAAUACGCGGGUUACUCCGAUGGCACCCGCACCGCCGCCGCUGUAACUGUCACGGCGACGAAUGGCCUGGCUGACGAUGAAAAAUCCUCACCCAAGCAGCCCCGGACCACCGUCUUGUCCGGAUUGCGGACAGUCUUCGAACCGUCCAUGAACCGGUUGUCGAUGAAGAUUUACGGCAGUGAGAAGGCCGUGCUCAAGGAACGGCUCAGGCAACGACUCCUGGGUGCCUGGAUCAUCCACCCCUGUUCUAAGUUCAGGUUUUAUUGGGAUUUGUGUAUGCUCCUGUUAUUGGUUGCCAAUUUGAUUAUACUUCCGGUUGGAAUAUCUUUUUUCAACGACGACUUCGAUACAAGAUGGAUAAUAUUUAAUUGUUUAUCGGAUACGAUAUUUCUCGUGGACAUUAUCGUAAACUUUAGAACUGGUAUCUUACAAACGGACAAUUCCGAACAAGUGAUAUUAGAACCAAAACUGAUAGCUAGAAACUACUUGAGAUCCUGGUUUUUCUUGGAUCUGAUUAGUUCCCUUCCGUUGGAUUAUCUAUUUCUUAUGUUUAAUCAGGAUGUGGGUGAAGGUAUACAGAUUUUACACGCUGGUCGAGCUCUUCGAAUUCUUCGACUUGCGAAGCUACUCAGUUUAGUUAGAUUACUCCGUUUAUCAAGACUGGUGCGAUAUGUGAAUCAAUGGGAAGAAGUAUACUUCCUGAACAUGGCCAGUGUGUUUAUGAGGAUAUUUAAUUUAAUAUGCAUGAUGCUACUCAUUGGACAUUGGUCUGGAUGUCUACAAUUUCUCGUUCCUAGCUUACAAGGAUUUCCUGCCAAUUCGUGGGUUGCCAUUAACGAGUUACAGGAUACCAAUUGGGCUGAACAAUAUUCGUGGUCUCUGUUUAAGGCAAUGUCUCAUAUGUUGUGCAUUGGUUAUGGUCGGUUCCCUCCACAGUCGUUAACCGACAUGUGGUUGACAAUGUUGUCUAUGAUUAGUGGAGCCACGUGUUAUGCUUUAUUCUUGGGGCACGCCACUAAUUUGAUACAAAGCUUGGAUUCAUCCCGUAGACAGUAUCGUGAAAAGGUCAAACAAGUAGAAGAAUACAUGUCAUACAGACGGCUGCCGUUAGACAUGCGCAAGAGGAUAACAGAAUACUUUGAGCACAGAUACCAGGGAAAGUUUUUCGACGAAAAGUGGAUAUUGGACGAAAUGUCAGACAAACUGCGAGAGGACGUUCGUAAUUACACUUGCCGGAGGUUAGUGACAAAUUUGCCACUUCUGCAGAAUGCCGACACCAACCUUCUCACUGAAUUGACUGAUUGUUUAGAGUUUGAAAUGUUCCAGCCUGGUGACACGAUCAUGCGCGAAGGGACAGCAGCCACGAAGAUGUACUUCGUGCACGAGGGCGUCGUCGAGGUGUUGGUGGCCGGUGGCCAGGAGGUUGUGGCCACGCUGAGCGACGGCAGCUACUUCGGCGAGACGUGCUUGUGGGCGUCUGGGGCUCGGCGUCCCGUCAGCGUGCGGGCCGACACGUAUUGCAACCUGUUCUCGCUAUCGGCGACCGCUUUUACCAGGGUCAUGGACCGGUAUCCCAAGUUCAAGGACCACGUGACCUCCGUGCUAGUCGAUCGCGCCAACCGGAUGGCCAACAUCGGCCAGCGCGUGGUCUCCGGAGACACUAAGCUGUGACAUGGCAGCCAAUUAUUAUAUGAUAAUUUUUAGUUAUUAUAUACAAAACUAUCGACGAGGAACAAAAAAAAAAUUGUCACGUGUUGUACAGUCAGCGUUUCGGUUUCUACAUGAUAAUAUUACUCCGAUAUUAUUGUUUUUUAUUCUUCUCGACUAACUACUACCACUACCCUCCUCCCCCAACUACCUUUAAUAAUAAUUAUAUAUUAUAAAUGUGUUUUUUGAUUUUUUUUAGAGCUCAACGUUUAUUAUUGCCAUACGAUUAAAUUAUUAUAGUAAUUAUAGGUAUUUUAUAAUUAUUAAAUGAUAUUAUAAUACUGUAUCAUCAUACUAUGUUUUACGCAACAUUAUUAUUUUGAUUACUGAUAAGUUAAAAAAUUAAACAUAUUAAGCUAA